Molecule: messenger RNA, 3842 nt
Organism: Bradysia coprophila
Lineage: Eukaryota; Metazoa; Arthropoda; Insecta; Diptera; Sciaridae
Gene: Rab8
Product: RAS oncogene family member Rab8
Molecular function (GO): GTP binding; GTPase activity
Source: RefSeq, a predicted model, not a curated record
UCUGUCACUCCCAUUUGGCCAGACUAGGAAACACGAAGAAAAGUCAAUUUUGUGUGUUUGUGUGUAAUAAAUUUGCAGAAGUAGAAGAAGUAGAAAUUUAUUAAAUCCAAAAAUUCUCAAAUAAUGGCAAAAACCUACGACUAUCUGUUCAAAUUACUCUUAAUUGGCGAUUCGGGCGUUGGAAAGACUUGCAUUUUAUUUCGAUUUUCGGAAGAUGCUUUCAACACAACUUUCAUUUCCACAAUAGGUAUUGACUUUAAGAUAAGGACAAUCGAAUUAGAUGGAAAAAAAAUUAAACUUCAGAUAUGGGACACAGCCGGUCAAGAACGAUUCCGAACAAUUACAACUGCAUACUACAGAGGUGCAAUGGGAAUAAUGCUCGUCUAUGACAUUACACAAGAAAAAUCAUUUGAAAAUAUUAAAAAUUGGAUUCGAAAUAUCGAAGAAAAUGCCUCGGCUGAUGUGGAAAAGAUGUUGCUAGGAAAUAAGUGCGAAUUGAAUGAAAAGCGACAGGUAACGAAAGAACGAGGCGAGCAAUUAGCUGUUGAAUACGGAAUUAAAUUCAUGGAAACGUCGGCAAAAGCUAGUGUUAACGUUGAGGAGGCCUUCUUUACCCUUGCCAGUGAUAUUAAAGCUAAAAUGGAAAAACGAAUGGAAGCGAAUAAUCCACCGAAGGGCGGUCAUCAAUUGCGAGCGACUGAGCCAGCUAGAAAAGCGGAUAGUUGGCUGUCCCGAUGCAGUCUACUUUGACCUGUUAGUUGUCUUCUUUGUUUCUAAACGAUAAUAAACUCUAUAUUUAAUGAACUUAUACAAUUAACUUACCUAUUUAAAUAUAAAACAAAAAUGGAAGCGACAACCAUGUUCUCGUACAACUUUCUUUUUUGUUGAUGGAUUAAAAUCGUGAAUUGAAAAACCAAAAUAAUUUCGAAACUUGGAAUAAUAAGUUUUUCUUUUGAUAUAAAAAAAGAUUUAAAAUCACAAUAAUGAAUAACGCAAACACACAAACCACACACAACAUCAACUCUAACCAAUGUAAUAUCAAACGCGAUUUUAUUGAUUUCGUGGCUAUCAAGUAAAUAGUGAAUGGAAAUAUCAUUUUUUUCGGUCAAGAAUUUUUUUCUUCUUUUGUUUGUUGAAAAUAUGUUUAAUUGAAGUGAUUUUCACAGCCGUUUGUAUGGUGUAGUUUAAUGUAAACUUUAAAUGUACUUGAAUAUUAUUGUACCCUCCAUUCAGUUUGGAUGUUUAAGUUUUACUAUUAUAAAAUUCGAAGAAAAAUAAUAAUCAAUUCGAAGCAAUGGUAAAGUUAAAAACGAUUUUGAGCAGAGAAUUCUUUUAAUUUAAUUUUUUUGUUUUGUUUUCCUUAACCAAGAAAAUCCUGUAAGGUUCCCAAGAAUUUUUCUUUUUUUGUUUAAACUUUUUUUUAAUUUAAUAAAAUUUUAGUUUUGUAGGAAAUAAAAAAAAAACCUUUCGGCACAUACAAACCACAAAAAUAAACGAUUUUUAUAAUUGAAAUUUGUUUAAAUUGAAUACAGUGUGAGAAAAUGCAGGCGUAAUAUUUACGAUGUUAAUAAUAAUCCAACUUGUUCCGCAUGCAAUAUCCACAAAAAGGAAAUUACGUUCGAGGGAUUGUUUUUGCCCGGUCCGGUCUACCAAUCCAAUUUUACUUUUACCAAUACCUUAAAUCAACCUAUUAUACAGCCCACAUGUAUAUCAGUAGGUUACACCUAAUGGUGUGAAAUCUAGACCAAAUUCUUAGAGCCUUUCUGUUCUGUGACUUUUAAUUUUGAGCCCUUUACUAAACGAGGCUAGGCCUAUUCUAUACUCGUAAUAGAAAAUCCAAAUCGGUGUCAUAUUGAAGCUAUUGAAGUCAAAUGACGGAUGUAGUUGAAAAAUAAAAUUUUCGGUUGUUGAUGUAGCGUGUCUAAUAGGUCGAAAAUUUACAAAAUUUUACGUGUCAGACCUGCUCAACGUAAUAGUGUUUUUCAAUGAAAUUCAAUGGGCUCGAAUACCUCAUAUUUAGACAAUAUUUUGGAUUUUCUAUGAUGUGUAACAGGUGAAAUAAACUCUACGCCUCAAAUCGUUAGAGAACCCUGCUAGUGCUAAAAAAUAACCGUCGUAGAACACAUGUUUUUCGUAUCUGGUAAUGCAUGGAUUUUGAACCUAGGCCUUGUGAAUUAACAUUUCGUUCUCGGUCAUGUAUUCGUACAUUUAGCAAUGUGAUGAAUAUUGCAUGUGGAAUGAAUGACAAAAACUGUGUUGGAAAUGAUCCGUUUCCAUAUUUCUCACUCUGUAUGACAGAAUGUCGACUAAACUUAAGUGGUCACAAAAGCUACAUUAGUUUCAUUCAAGGACAGAUGAAAAUUAUCACCUGAAAUUAGAAUUAAAAACCCUCUCUAGCAACCUAACUACAUUUAUUAAAGUGGUAAAAAUGCAACAUUUUUUGUACUUUCAAUAUUAUUAUUACCAUCACGAACCAAUCUCCACUUUUAUACCGAUUUUUCUCGAGUCAAAGAAUUGAAGGCAAAUAAAAAGGAAUCUUUGCUUUACCAUCGAACGUGAAUUGUUGUUACACUCGAAAAUUUAAAGUGCCCUAGCUGUUUUAAACGAUUGAUUUUGAAGCAAUUUCACUUUAUUUGCCUACACUUCUGUCCAAAAUUUUCGUCUUGACCAUUUGGAUAAUGUACACCUGUGGCACAUUAAUAAACAUUUAGGACGGAGGUGCGUAAUCUACUAUUUCUCACAGUAUCCCACAUAAACCAUUCUUUGUGUGGUGACAUUUAUCAAAAACAAAAUCAUUCUAGUUUAAGUACCACCGGCACCUUCACAGGAAAAAAAUUGGUUGAAUUUUGCUUCACCUCGGAUGGCAAAUUUUACACGAAAAUUUAAAGUUUCAACUUUUAAAACAACUGUUCCAACAUAUUUGGUAGAUAAAGUAAGGUCACAGAGAAAGUAAAAUUGUAAAGUAUUUGUAAUACUCUCGGUACAGUUAAUGUCAAACUAAUUUGUGACUAUCUUUUCAUCAGCUGCUUUACACACCAAUCUUUCGUCAUUAUACGGCUGUUAAUAACAGCCUCAUAUAGUCAUGCGUAAGAGCAUUGUAGGUGCAGAACCGAAUAAGGACUCGAAAGCAGUGUGAUUGUAUUAAUGAAUCAUCUGGUAAGUCAGUUUGAGCAAACUUAGACUCGAAUUUGGUUGAUAUUAACUGUAAUUUUUGUUCGCAAUAUUUGUUAACUACUUUAACGUUCAAACUUCUAAAUUUCUAUCAAGUUGGUCUAUUCAGAUUCCUUAGAGGCUCCGCUUCUGGAGAUAAUAUAACUUUUAUUUAGUCUUUUGUCUAAAUUUCGACUGCCUCUGGAAAGCAUUAUUGAACUUUGAUCCAAUCUUUUGUCUAUUGAAAAGGAAAUAGAGUAGAGAAAUUUAACCAUUUUCUGGCGAUUGAUUCGCUAUUUUGGAAUAAAAAACAAUCAAACAGCAGAAAAUAAAAAUGAAAAUAUUUUUUAAAAAAGGAAACCGUGUUUUCACAUUGAAAUAAACGAAAUUUGUGAUACAAACUUUUGAUUUUUUUUACAUUACACUUUUAUACGAAGAUAUUACAUACGAAAUAAUAAAAAAAAAAAAAUGGAAACGUAGAGACGACAAAAUAUUACGAAUCUCAAAGUAAAAUAAAGUUAAGGAUUCAAUUACAAACAUAAAAUAAAGAAAAAAAUCUAAACCAAGAUAAUAACAAGAAAUGUCUUUUGUGUGAUGUAAUCCUAUUCCACCAUUAAAUGUAGUAGCUGUAAGAAAUUAUGUAAAAAAAACCUAGGAGAAGUAAAAUAAACAUCACGAAUGCAAUAUUUAAA